Sphaerulina musiva SO2202 is the source of this 4326-nucleotide messenger RNA. RefSeq lists its product as uncharacterized. Lineage: Eukaryota; Fungi; Ascomycota; Dothideomycetes; Mycosphaerellales; Mycosphaerellaceae. The transcript has 2 exons. The record is from RefSeq and is a predicted model, not a curated record. The coding region runs from base 1 to 4326 and encodes 1441 amino acids.
AUGCAUCGGCCCCAGCAUCCACGAGACUCGCUAGCGAGGCCACCUGCUGAUGCUGCUACUGCUGCUAUUACUGCUGCUGCUGCUGCUGCUACUGCUACUACAGCUACUACUACAGCUACUACUACAGCUACUGCUGCUGCUGCUGCUCCCCCAACACAUCAUAAUGACCUCCCCGAUGCCGUCUGCUUGUCCCAGAUCACUCACCUUCUGCGCCUGCAGAAAUACCAUAAGCGAUGCUGCGCAUCUGCCCAGGACCAUUUGCAAAAACUGCACAUAGCCGCGGCCAAAGCUGCGCGACUGCGUCUAACUGCUCGUUCCGUGCAGCACACGCUGGCAGAGUGCAUCCGCUCCGAGGACAAAUCCAGCUUUGCCGUAUUAUUACAUGCCUUCCAGGACGCCCGUGAGGAUGCCUCCAAAAUUCCCUCCCCAGCCGUGCAGGAUGUGGACUCACGUGGCCCGCCCGCUGCUGCCUCUUCCUCUUCCUCUCCCUCUACAUCUCCCUCGUCCACCCAUCAUCCUGCGACCUCAUUCCUGGAUGAGCUUGCCGCUCCUGCCAGGCUGACGGUAUUGGAUGUGCUGACCAAGCUCCGAUAUGAUGGCCACUUUAUCGCCGAACGUGUCUUGUCGCUCACAUCACGGGAGCUGAAUGCCUUGCUCCCGGAACGCAUCAUGACCAAGUCCAGCGAGUCCAUCUUCGCUGCUCCCUCGCGGAAUUCCCGCAGCUCCCGCCCCUUGGGAUUCACCGUGGAUACCGUAGUGGAUGUGCUGACCGGACACUCCUAUGGCAGUCCACUGGAGGCAUUGGUGUAUGCACCGAGCGCAUGCCUCCUGACGGAUGACUCUGAGCGCCGGCGCACCACCGACGUCUGGGCUACCGUCUGCGCUCGACUAAUAUCCGAGCAGAAAUCCGGGAGUGAGAAGCUCAUCCCAGCACUGCUGGACAUUUGGUCGACUCUCCUUCCAUGGCCAGGAAAGGACCGGAUUGAGAUUUGGAUGCUCGACACCUUACAGCGCGGCGCCUUUCUCCUUCUUGAUCAGCCUACCAAGCAGACCUUUCGUGCUCGUGUCGAAUCCCGGUCCGGUGUCUCCCUCCGGGAUGAAGCGCAGGUGGAGGCCUUCUACGCCGGCGCUACGGAGUCGUUGCUGGAGCUCUUUGGUGAUCGGACUGCCCCCAGUGCCAUUCCACCCGGAGCUCUCUCGCUCUGUCAUGCCAUCUAUGACAAAUUGCGCACUUCCACUCCCUACCAGCGUGCACUUCCCUCCUUCAUCUUGACGAGAUGGCUCUUCUCUUCCUUUACCAGCCAUCUCGUCAACCUCCCCGAGGCCUACACGUUGAUGACUGACCACUACAUGUCGGAUGUCUCCCGACAACGCAUCCUUCGCGAGAUUGCCGUCCGAGCACAAAAGGCCGUCUUUGAUGUCGCCUACGAUUGGAAACAUGGCAACGUGCUCGUGCCCGAGACGGUCCAGCGCGUCAAUGCCAUCAUGACACGCCUCACCGGACCCGCUGCUGCUGCUGCUGCUGCUGCUGCUUCUCCUGUGGACUGUAGUACGGGCACGAUCCUACCUUCCACUCCAUUUCUGGUGGUCUCGUUGAAGGAUGUCACCACCAUUCUCGCCGCCCUGUAUCCGCACAGACGUCCGUCUUCGAUAUCUUCGGAUUCCGAUGCCUUCAAAUCCGGCCUGCAAUCGUCGGCUUCGUCUGUGUCCGGAUUCUCUCUGUUUAGCAAUGCGUCCAAGUCACCGGAUCAGUGGGCGAACGAUCUGCCUGGGUCCUCGCCAUAUCACCGCGAGCUCUUCCAUGGCUGUGGCGGCGAAGGUAUGGUACCAGACUCCAGCAGAGAGGACGGCAUGCACGAUGGUCAUAUUCUCGACGCAUAUCGCGACCUGGAAGAUAUUUCCACGCGCACCAGUAGCACCACGGAGCUCUGGGGUGUCGUUGCUGUAGAAUCUGAGCACAAAUCACUAUGUACCAUGCGCCAACGAUAUUCUCAUCUCCGACACAUUCGGCGCUGCCACUCUUCCCCCAACAGCCCACGCGAGAGAAUGGACGAGGCCCAUCUUGCGGUGGCACAGUCCCUCGAGGCCGUGCUUCGCAGAUACGGACCACCUCCAUCAUGGCAACACCUGGGCCAGGACUCCACGGCUCCCCCAUCAGCCUGGUGUCAGUUGCAACGUUUGUUCGGAAGCGCGAUCCACGACUGUCAGGCACGCUCGGAUUUUGUGAGUGCACAGCGCUGGUUCCAGCAAAUGCAAGACGCCCACGCCGCGAUUCUGCCUCCCCAAGGAACGGCUGCACUGGCACGCAUUCUCCGCGUGCUCCAGGCCGAUGCACGCCUCUCCGUGGACGAGGUCGCCGCACUGGAGUCGCUGAGUCUGCAGUGGUCUGCAGCGUUGCAACCCCGCUCUGCUCUGCACCUGGCAUCUCUGAAGACAAUCUCAAAGGAAAAUGAAGCGCUUCGAGACAAGAUGUGGUACAUAUCCGAUGUUCGCACUUCUGCAGUCUACGAGGAAGUGCGAUUGGUGGCGAGUGCCCUGCGUAUCAUGGGAAAGUCUGCCCGAGCAGUACCGAAGCAGAGAAGUCCUCCGCCACUGAGACACUGGAACUCGACCCGAGUGUCCCAUGCCAGCCUUCACCUCAAAUCCGAAGCACAGAUAUUGGAGCUGCUGAGCGCCAGAUUGGACCACGGCGGUCCCAAUAAGCUCAGCGACGAACAGUCCAAGGCCACGAUGCAGUGGAUGCAGCGCGAGAAUAUUGACAAUCUCUGUAAAGGCGAGGAGCGUCUGCACCGGCUGUACCUGGAAGUACGAAAGUGUGUCGACGUAGUGAGUAGCAGCUCGCAUGUCGAGAACGCGAUGCUCUGGUCGAACGUGCUGUUCGCUGCAGACCACUCCUUUCGGACGACGAGAGAUGUCGGUCCUCGCAAAGCCGCCUUUCUGCCGGGUCUCUAUGGAAGUUCACUCCAGUCGGACUACCUAUCGUUGAGUUCUCAGCUGCGCAGCAACGAUAGCCUCUCGACGACCUCCCAUACACUUUCAAACUCCAGCUCGAGGGACUACCUGGAUGCGCGUAGUCCGACUCUGACUAAUCGAUCGUCCGCGCCUUUCUGGUCGCCGGCCAUGUCCGAGGUGGACUCGCCUUCCAGUGCCACGAGCGUCAUCUCUUCUCACACGCAGUCCGCUCUUGACAUGACACCGCUCAAAGACGUGACCAACCGCCUCUCUGCAGACUCACGGGCUCUCGAACGACUGCGUCAGCGUGUGACGAGUCUGAUCCUCAGUGAUCUGACUUCGACUCUCUUCAGCGAUGGUAGUGAGACUGAUCAAGCGUUCUGGACGGGCCUGGGCUUGGAGCUCGCUGAACGACACUUGCGCAGUGUGCACUCGUGGCAGUCCAGCGCAGGUUCGCACACUCCUACCGUCACUACUGACAUGCCUGCGAGGCCCUCCUUCAUGAUGCGAUUCGAUUUUGAUCACGCUUUUGAGCGCUUGAUGCAGAAGUUUACCGCUCACAGCAACCCCACCACCAAACUGGCAUGUCUGUAUGAUAUUGACCGUCUGGUGGUACCCUACAUGGCGGAGCAGCAGCAGCAGCAACGCUGGGCCUCGCCAUCCACAUCAUCGAUGCGCACCGCCCGAGACGCGAAUCGUUUGACCCUCAACACCACUGGCACCGAUGAUGCGACGGGAGUGAGCAUUGCUGGCUUUCGCAGCCUCUUUGCUCGAAGCUCCCUGCGACCUCGCACGAUCUUUCGAGACCUGCAGUGCAUCGCCUCGCUAUUACCUGCGUCCGUGCUGUGUGAUACCCCUCAGGGCAAAGCAUUCACGCAUGCAGCACUCGCGCUCACCAGUCUCAAGGCUGAAGUCCGAGAGAUCAUGGUCGAGACUGCAGAUAGCAUCAUUGCAUACCACUCGAACAAUCGUGGUCAUGGACGAAGUCCCUCUACUGCGCAGCAGGAGCGAGACUCGGCCAUCUUCCCGGCACCGAGUCCACCUGCCGCAGACAUCUCUCGCUAUAGCAUGGCUGAUGCUGCACAUCUGUUGCAGAUCACGGCCAAGGAAGGCGACAUUGUCGCCCAACGGGAGCUUGCGACGUUGUACCUGACCCAUCCCGAGCUGUUGGAUCGAGUGAUUGCGCCCUUUGCCCGACCCAAGGACGUGUUCAAGGACGAAAUGGAAGGCAAGUGGAAGAAGAAUCAAGAUCCGCACCGCAUGGACCCGGCGACCAUGUGUGUAGCCCAUCACUGGAUGAGCUUGAGCAGCAAAGGCGGCGAUUUGCUGGCAAAGGAAUAUCUGCGACAACGAGAAGAGAUGGAUAGCUUUUGA